AUGAGCGCCACGGACGACGGCGACCGCCGCAUCGAUCGCAUCGAGGGAACCGCCAUCCCGCUGCGGGGCAACAACAUCGACACCGACCGGAUCAUCCCGGCGCGGUUCCUCAAGUCGAUCACAUUCGAGGGUCUCGGCGCGCAUGCGUUCGAGGACGACCGCCGCUCGAUGCCGGACCAUCCGUUCGCGAAUCCAGCGUACGCCAGCGCCUCGAUCCUGAUCGUCAACGAGAACUUCGGCUCCGGCUCGUCGCGGGAGCAUGCCCCGCAGGCGCUCAAGCGCCGCGGCAUCGGGGCGUGCGUCGGCCAGUCGUUCUCCGAGAUCUUUCUCGGCAACGCGACCACCAUCGGCCUGCCGUGCGCCACCGCGGCCGCCGGCGACAUCGAAUUCCUGAUAGCCGCCGCCGAGCGCGACCCGGAGGCCGGUAUGGUCCUGAACAUCGAAACACUGUCGAUCGCGCGGCCGGCCGCACGCUGCCGGUCGGCAUGCCCGCCGGCGUCCGCGAAUCGCUGCUGA
This is a messenger RNA of Geodia barretti, 516 nucleotides long. NCBI's taxonomy places the organism in Eukaryota, Metazoa, Porifera, Demospongiae, Tetractinellida, Geodiidae. The record is from the annotation of a GenBank genome assembly.